Messenger RNA from Lates calcarifer (barramundi perch), 4035 nucleotides. RefSeq names its product LIM homeobox 2b (gene lhx2b). Gene Ontology annotation, cellular component: nucleus. NCBI's taxonomy places the organism in Eukaryota, Metazoa, Chordata, Actinopteri, Centropomidae. Gene Ontology annotation, biological process: regulation of transcription by RNA polymerase II; neuron differentiation. The coding region runs from base 1066 to 2319 and encodes 417 amino acids. The record is from RefSeq and is a predicted model, not a curated record. The transcript has 5 exons. Gene Ontology annotation, molecular function: DNA-binding transcription factor activity, RNA polymerase II-specific; RNA polymerase II transcription regulatory region sequence-specific DNA binding.
GAGGCACAGAGGGUGCUGCUUUUUCAGACCGGUCGGUAAAAGUAUAACCAAACAGUUCGGUGACGGCGGAACAGCCAAUGAACAUAAAUGGUGCGUCGUGACGCAACAGGGCCCCGUUAAUAAGGAGCGGAGAGUCCAACCGGGACUUGAGAAGGAGGAACGGCGGUUUUGGGGGGCCAGCUAACACUCGCCUAUCAUCAGUCAAAAUAAAGCCAACUCCUCCUCUUCUGCUGUUACGGACAUGAACGCGGCCUCCUUGACAAAAGACAAAACAUUAAUUUAACAGACUGCUGUAAAGGAAAACUGCUUUUACCAGACGACCGGUCGGAUUUUAUAAAGCAAAGGCUAUGUGUUUUUACAUUUUUCUAUUUUUCUACAACUCUGCAAAGCAAAGAGUUGUUUGAGCGACAGAAAUCAGCUGCUGUCCGUAUCAACUUGGACUGUUGAACCCAGAGGGGAAGAAGCCUUUCUCACAGCCUCCCUGUCAGCUUUUUUUUGGAAAUAUAAUUUUGGUUCUUUCUGACUGUGAUGCAGUAACAGGCUGCUGCCUAGCUCUGGCAGUGUUAGUUGUAAAAACUUACUUUAUUGUUCUACAGAAAAAAGGGGAGAAAUUAUCGAUGCCUUGCAGACUGUCGAAAUCCUGAAAUAUUACUCCCGGCGAGGAGGAGGCAUCGGUGCGAAGACCCGUGCUGCAGGGGCUUCCAUAGUUGGUAUGUUUAUUCAACGUAAAUGGAAAAGAAAACAUAGAAAGAGCAGUUGAUAAUAACAAAAAAUCAUCACAAUAUCAUAAAUAAAAUCAUACCUAAGAGAAAAUAGAUUCCAGUGAUAGAAGCGGAAUCUGUGCGGUUAUUUAUGAAUUAAUCAGAGCUUAUUAAUAAUGAGAGCUGCAGAGAUUCGGAUGACGGUUUCCAUUGGUAGAUGAGACGUAGUGAGGAGAGCACGUGUCCAAUUUUUCCCUCAUAUUUUUUCCUCCCUGAUCUGGAUUUCUCACUUGUCACGGCAAGAAAGGAAAACCUAAAAAAGACAGAAUUUUGAGUGACAUUAUUGCGCCGGGUUUUGCCUCUGAUGGACAUCUUGGCUUGCAGAUCCGAAGAGAACAGUUAUAAUAUUCUCCCCUCUGCGGCAACGAUGCUUUUCCAUGGCCUCCCUGGAGGCGACGUGCACGGUGUGGUGGAAGAAAUGGACCGGAGAGGAAAGAGCGAGUCAGCAGCCAUCAGCUCAGCCAUCGAUAUGGGGGAAUCAGAGACGUCCAUGCCGUGUAUGACCAGCGAGCGCGUGGCUCUGUGCGCGGGCUGCGGCAGGAAGAUCGCGGACCGCUACUACCUGCUGGCCGUGGACAAACAGUGGCACAUGCGCUGCCUCAAGUGCUGCGAAUGCAAACUCAACCUGGAGUCUGAACUCACCUGCUUCAGCAAGGACGGCAGCAUCUACUGCAAGGAGGAUUACUACAGAAGAUUUUCGGUGCAGAGAUGCGCUCGGUGCCACCUGGGGAUCUCUGCGUCGGAGAUGGUGAUGCGAGCCCGGGACCUGGUCUACCACCUCAACUGCUUCACCUGCACCACGUGCAGCAAGAUGCUCACCACCGGGGACCACUUUGGCAUGAAGGACAGUCUGGUGUACUGUCGGCUGCACUUUGAGACUCUCAUCCAGGGAGAAUAUCAGACACAUUUUAACCACGCGGACGUUGUCCCGCACAAAGGGCUGGGCCCGGCCAACACGCUUGGACUAUCCUACUUCAACGGUGUGGGGACAGUGCAGAAAGGCCGGCCUAGGAAGAGGAAAAGUCCCGGGCCGGGUGCUGAGCUGGCUGCAUAUAACGCAGCGCUGAGUUGCAAUGAGAAUGACGGUGAGUCCAUGGAUCGGGACUCCCAGUACAGCUCCAGUCAGAAGACGAAGCGUAUGCGGACAUCGUUCAAGCACCACCAGCUGAGGACCAUGAAAUCCUACUUCGCCAUCAACCACAACCCAGAUGCCAAGGACCUCAAGCAGCUUGCCCAGAAGACGGGCCUCACCAAGCGGGUCUUACAGGUCUGGUUCCAAAACGCUCGGGCUAAGUUCAGGAGGAACUUGCUGCGGCAAGAAAGCACUGGUGUGGACAAGGCAUCCGACGGCUCCACACUGCAGGGUGGGACACCGUCAGGCCCGGCCUCAGAGAUCUCCAACGCCUCCAUGAGCCCUUCCAGCACCCCCACCACCCUGACAGACUUGACCAACCCCACCAUGCCCACUGUCACCUCUGUGCUCACCUCGGUGCCGGGCGGCAUGGACAGCCACGAGUGCCGGAGCCCAUCACAGACCACACUGACCAGCCUCUUCUGAUGGACAGAUCCCUUUACCACAGCCUCACCCCUCCCGACUCUCCCUCACCUCUAUUCCUCCCUCCUAGAUCUCAAACUGAGCACUGUUGACUCCUCCGAACAUUAAGUGGAUUAGAGAAGAGAAGGUAAUGGAAACAAACAAAAAAAGAUUUCAUUUUGCUCUGAGCCCAUUAGAGACUAUUUGCAUAGUGAGGCGGCCAAGCCUUACAAAUGGAACAGUUGUUGUUAUUUUGAUGUUGUUGUCUUGUUGAGAACUGAGACUUGAUUUGCAUUUUUCAAUGUUUACAGAAAGAGACUGCGGGAAAAAAACUGCUUAAUUUUUGGAAAUUCAUUUUUUCCAGCACAGUAUUUAUGUUGUUGUACAAGAGUCACUGUUAGAAGGAUUGUAAAAAUUCUUUUUUGAAAAUCUGAGAUUAAACACAGGUUCCCAUAUCCUCUGACUGCCAUGUGCCUUAUAGUUCAUUUUAUCUUUACUGCUGUACUCAGAAGCUGACCUUGAACUCAGAAGGCAAAUAGUUUGACUGAGAAGAGGUUGGUUAAAUGGUAAAAGACCUCUACUGCUUGUGCCCAAGAGUGUGUGUGUGUGUGUGUGCGUGUGUGUGUGCGCGUGUGUUUUAUGGUUCGUUCUCCAGUGCAAAUGUUCCAUUUUGAGGCAAACUAAUUAUUCUGACAUGGACAUCGUAAAACCUGCCGUCAUACUCUGCUUCUCACCUGAUAGAAUCCUCCUCCUCACUUUGGAUUUUGUGAUUCUGUUUGAACAGAAACCUAAAACCUGCUGUACACGAGAAACAAAUAUUUCAACACUGGUGAUUUUUUUUUAGUUUAAGGCACCGUUAGCUAAACACAGAUUAGUUAACGUUCCAAAAGCAUCUUACCUUUUCUACACAGAUAUGGUUCACCACAUCAGGACAUUUCAGAUAUUCAUGUAAAUUUUACACUUUAACAUGAAUUGUCUUACCAGAUUAUUUUUGGCUGUUUUUCAUUGGUCAAAUUCCAGCACUGUUGGAAUCAAAGGUAGGAUAACACAAACCAUGAAGUAUUUGUAAAUACCUCUUGAUCUGAAGUAGGAUAUGUAAUUUACACAUUGUGAAGAAAUAUUUCCUAUCAGACAGCACAUAUUCUCUCUGUAUUUUAACAUUGUAUAUGUUUUAUGAAGGGCGUCACACCACUGGUGAGGGGACUGUUUUUCAGCUGUAAGGUAACUCAACAAUAAUCCAGUACAUGAAAAACUCCUGCCUCAGUUUGUAUCAAAACAUAUCACAUAAAAUAUGCCAAGCUGAAAAUGUCAGUUAAAAUUAAUGAUAAAAUCCUUUUUUCUGUUUUUUUCUUUUUUUUUCUGAAGCAAGUGAGAAAUAUCUACUGUUAGGAUGCAAUUCUAUUAUUUAUGUCUCUUAAGAUAGACAGUCCAAUGCUAUCAAGAUUAUGUGUUAAAGUGAAAAUGUUUGGAAUUAUUUCAUAUUAAUGGCAGAUUUUCUUUCCUGUCUCAGUUUAUAAUACUUGUCAAGGUAGAUAUUUUUGUGUAUGAUAGAAAAUACAUGCUGUGAAUGGGAGGAGAGCUGCUGGUGAGGCACACCGAUCAGUCCCAGACUGCUGUGAGGAUCCUCACUGAACUUCUCUUGCUGUGCUGCUCCUGCACAUUCUUGUACGAAUCCGUGUUGUCCUCAGUUCUGUGUGAAAUAUAAACACUACCAAUUCUGACACUUUUUUUCCAAGAUAA